GUAUAAGACAAUAGAAAUGCCAUAUUUUAUUUGAAACUAUAUAAAUGAUAGUUUUCAGCGUAGUUUUAAAAUGUCUAAUAAUACUCAGAAUAUCAAAACAGUAACUGAUUGUCGUAAUAACCAUCAGUUGCGGCGAUACAUUUACAAGUAGUUACCACUUCUAUAGUCUCAUUCCGAAUUCUAUGUUUAGAAUAUAUCUAUUGUAUUUGAAUGUUCUAUUCUGAGUGGUUUGUGACAUAAUACAUCUAACUUCACUUGUUUAUGAAUCAGUUUUUUAUCGUGACGCAACAAAAUACAACCAGCCAGUAACAACAGCCUUUUGAAUAGAGAACGAUUAGUUUUACUAGUCUGUGGCGGCCGAGCGCGCGUUCACCUGUGUUAGUGUGUGUUCAAAAUAAAAACAUGUGAUAUAUUUUUUAUUACCUUUUAAGAGAUGAUUUUAGUGAGAUUUUGAAUUAAGAACGAGACGUAGAGUGUGCAGAAAGGCAUAAAAAUGAACAACUGUUUCCUAGAUAUAGCGUACGAGGCGGAAGUUCUAAAUACGAAAGAAGAUCCGGAACUAUUGGCGAUUGCAGAAAAGGAAUGCAAUGAAAAUCCAGCUACCAGGGGCGCAGUCAUCGAAGAGCUCAGGCAAAUGUUAUACGAGCGUGGGGAAUGUGUUCCUCUCCGCACAGAUGACGCUUAUCUUCUGCGGUUCCUGAGGGCAAGGGGCUUUAUUGUCCCUAGAGCACAUAGACUGAUGGUGCGGUACUACGAGUUCAGGGAGCAGUAUCCCUACCUGUACAAGGACGUGGACAUCUGGGAGCUGAUCAAGGUGAAAGACGCAUAUGAGGGCACCCUCUACGACAGGCCUGAUGUCGGGAGACUGUCUAUCUUGAGGUUUGGAAGUUGGGACCCGAACGAGUUCCCAGUGGAGGACCUGGUCCGCGCGGGGAUGGCGAUGACUGAAAUCGGCCUGAGGCAGCCCAAACUCCAGAUCUUCGGCGGCACCGUCAUUGUGGAUCUGGAGGGCAUCACGUUACGCCAUGUGGCUACAUUGACUCCUACGGUCGCUUAUCAAAUAGUUUCUUUGUUGGGGGGUGCCACCGCCACGCGGAUGAAGAGCUGCCACUUCAUAAACUACUCCUGGAUCCUCAACACCUUCUUCUACCUGUUCAAGCGGUUCAUCCCCAGGAGUAACAUGGGUCUCCUGCAUUUCCACGGGAACGAUCUGAAGUCUCUCCACAAGCAUAUAGACCCUGAAUGCCUCCCUCCAAGGUAUGGAGGCACCUGCAGGUACCACGGAGGAUGUGGUACCUGGCUGACGAAGAUCAAAAAGUAUAGAGAUAAGGCGUUUGAUGAAGAUAUGAAACUAUUAGGUUACGUUGUCAAAGAAUGAGUGAGUGGACCCCGGGCUAUGAUGCUUCGUGGCUAAGUUUGUGUAUGUCGGGCGGAAAUUAAACUGCUUUAGAGAAAUUAAAAAUAAAAUACCAUUUAGAUGAACUCAAAUAAUUCGGAACAAUGAAAUAAUCAAAUCAAAAUGACUAAUCCGAUUUCGAUACAAAGAACAAAUGACGAAUUAAUUUUGUAUCAGUAAAAAAAUAUGGAGAACACUUACGCUUACAUUACUCAAAGUUAUUCGAGUAUAUAUUCAAACAUAAAGUCACGUCUACAUAAAUUGCGGGGUAGACAGGGCUUAAUGUCUCGAAAAGACUGAAGGUCCACGUUCAGCUGUAUGACUCCAUGAUGGAAUGAAGAUUCAAGUAGUGACAGGUUGCUAGCCCAUCGCCUACAAGAGGAAUCCCAAGUUUAUAAACAUAUAAACUUGGGAUUCCUCUUAAUCGCCUUUUACGACAUCCGUGGGAAAGAUAUUGAGUGGUUGUAUUGUUAAGUGCCCUACGUCUCUGCUCUUUACAAUUUUUUAUUGUGAAGUUCGAGCUGUGAGAGGAAUUAAAAAUAUUAUGUGAUAUAUUUAUUGUGAUAAUCAAUUUUUGGAAUUUUUUGGUAUAAAAUUAAAAAUUAUAUAGUAUAGUUUAGUAAGCAAAUGUACAAAAAAGUACAGUAAGUACAAAAGAUGGUGUACAAAAUAACUAUAGUCAAGCCGAAUUUACCUCACCGCACCGUAGUCUAGCUGCACAAAUAUAUUUUAAAAGUUAAUGCCAUAAAUUGCAAGAAUAACAAUCGGCCGUCUAGCUUAUGUAUUUUUUAGAGAAUUGUUUUUUCAAUAACAACCUCUUUAUCCAUAAACUUACAAAGUUUAUUUAAAACUAUAAUUAUAAAAAAUCAUAUUCCUUUCAAAACUUUCCGUUAUGUGUUUUUCCCCAUUUUAUCUUUGAUGUCGUUUUGUAUAGAAUAACUUCAGAUUUAUUAAUUAGUCAGUAGCUAUACUGACCAUAAAACGAUAUUUGAAAUAGUAUUUUUGAAGAUUUUAUAAAAUUUUUGUAGAUAAUAUUCUUAGUCACAUAGAAUUUACUAUUUAGUAAGCAAUUGUAAUUCCUUUGAAAAAGAAAGUAACAAAUAUCUGAAUAUUCAGUUUCCCUCCCCCAUAAAGACAAUUCGAUGACAAUAAUCGGUAGGAAAACAAAAUUUACCCAUCCCAAUUGUAAAAUUAGUAUUCUGUGCUUGGUCUCUUUUUGAUCGACGGAAAUAAUAAUCAAUUUGUAUGGAUAAUAUUUACAAAAGGCCUUACCCCGCCUUAUUUAGGUAAAAUGUCUUUGUGCAACCCACUGUUUGAUAUAAAAAUAUAUUAUGAGAAGCUUGUUAACGUAUUUCUAAGAAAAGGGUAUGUGUUUGAUAUUGUAAAUAAAUUGCAAAUUAUACUUUAUAGAAAUAAAGUUAUUUUUUAGUGUUU
Amyelois transitella is the source of this 2830-nucleotide messenger RNA. Its product is annotated as clavesin-2. The transcript has 6 exons. Gene Ontology annotation, molecular function: phosphatidylinositol bisphosphate binding. The record is from RefSeq and is a predicted model, not a curated record. Gene Ontology annotation, cellular component: membrane. NCBI's taxonomy places the organism in Eukaryota, Metazoa, Arthropoda, Insecta, Lepidoptera, Pyralidae. The coding region runs from base 494 to 1378 and encodes 294 amino acids.